This is a messenger RNA of Oreochromis aureus, 3996 nucleotides long. RefSeq lists its product as uncharacterized. The transcript is spliced from 3 exons. The record is from RefSeq and is a predicted model, not a curated record. NCBI's taxonomy places the organism in Eukaryota, Metazoa, Chordata, Actinopteri, Cichliformes, Cichlidae. The coding region runs from base 2490 to 3449 and encodes 319 amino acids.
AAAGCAUUUGUGCUUAGGGCACCCAAAUGGCUAGCAACGGCCCUGUUCAUGAACAGGAGUGAUGUUUGCUGUUUGGCACUGAUCCAGCAGGACACCUGAGAAAACAGACAAGUAGCUUCUAAAUAAAUUGUGCAGAGCAGAAACCAACACAAUAUUAGUCAUUUGAUUGUAAUCUUAUACCUAAUCGGUGUAUAUGUAUAAACUCUUUCCCAAGAAACCCGAAUGUUUGAAACAUGUUUCAGACUGUUUGCAUUAAAGCGCCCUCUGGUGGAACUCCUCUCCCUGAGCUAAAAACUUUAAAUCAGGAAGCCCCUCGUAUGUUAAUCAGUUUCUGGAGCUCUGAGAAAGUUUUACAAAUGUAAAUCAUCCAAGAAUUCAAAACACAUUAUUCAAAGUCUAAUGUUUAUAUCAGGAGGUUUUCUUUAACAGUCAAUAAAUCUAUGAAGGAAAUUUUUUGUUUGUUUUUGUUGAAAUACCAAAAGUGAACAGUUCUGCCAAUAAUAUAAUAGUAUGGCACACGGUGACAGGUUAAUCUGUCUGCAGGUUCAAUCAUGGCCUGUGCUGCCAUCUACUGAGUUAUAGCUGCAGCCUGACCUGGAGAGAAGGUAGGAAGAAAAAUGUUGUCAGUGCUCACCGUCUUUUUAAUGAGGAGGGACUGGCAAAGAAUGAAUCCUGUGGUCAAAGACAGAGAAGGAAAUGAGAUCUCUGCACAGAGGGAGGGGGGAUACAUUCAGUCAGUCAGAGACGGAGCGGCUGAAUGAACACAGCUCACUAAGCCACGAAUCUCCCUUUAUCUCACAGCCCUGCAUUUCUGAUUAGAGUUGGGAGAAACCCCAAACAAAGGUGCUGUUGGCAGCGCUGCGGCAUCCAGGGUCAGGGCCCUGCAACCCGGUCAGCUGAUACUCUAACAUUUAGGAAUCAGAUUUCUAUUUUCAUCACUCAAGUAAUGUUAGGUUCAUGGUUUAGCUACAAAGAGCUUUAUUAAAAAAUUUAGCAGUUUGCUGAGACCAAACCAGUCUUAGAUACGCGUGAGUUAGGAGGACACACAACAAUCAGAUCACCAGAACAAAAACUCAGCAAAGGUUUAAGAAUCAAAAUAAUAAUUACAUCUUAUGGUUCUUUUCUGAUGCCCCAAACAUAGCUUGGUUAUCAUAAAUAAACACAGUAGUGUUUACUCCAUGAAUAAACUUUGCUGUCCACUGAAUGCACUGAAUUAUUAAGAGUGUGAAACAGCCUCACAUGUUACACAGGGAUGUAAUGGCAUUUGCUGAAACACACUGAUCUUUACAAUCACGGCUCGUGUUUUUUGGUUUUGUUUUUGUUUUUUUUAAACAGCAGCGCGAUGACUGUCAUUGGCCAGCAGGUGUCAGUCUGACUGUGAACUGUCUCAAAUAUAGCCUGCUUACGUUAGGUGGAGUGUGUCGCAUCUUUUAAUAAAGAAAAUGCUUUCUUUUCCAGCAGCUGCAGGGCUCCAGCUGUGAUAUUUUGUUUUUUCAAAAAUGCUUCACGCUCUUCUUCUCUUGUGCCUUCAGACUAUCCAGAUGGCUGCAUUAGAAGGUGAGUGGCUGUUUUUUAAGAGGAAGAGGAUGAUCUCGGUCCACCAUCAAAGACAUAUGACUCGGGACUUUCUAUUGGAACGCUUUUUGGGACAUCCAGCUGUUCCAAUCUAAACAUUAAGCUGGCAGCUUAGACAUCUGCUAAUACAUACAAUAAAAUGUGAGCUAAUUUAUAAACGUGCUUUUAAUAUUUAGUGUCUGUUUCAUUCGUCAUAUACACCCGUUUUCUUCUGCUUAUGUGGGGCCUGGUUUUCAUAUUUAUAGUAAAAUGGGUUUUUUUCUAAGGUUAAAAUGUAAAGACAUGGUGUGGAAGAUAAAACAUAAAAUAAAAUGAGGUGGAAUAUAAUUGAUAAAUGAAAGCAAUUUAUUUAAUUAGUAACAUUUUUAUGUUUAAGUAUCUGAAAAGAAGGCAAAAGAUUUAUUCCUCACACUGAAACAGAACACAGAGCUGCUCGGCAGCAGCAAUACAAAUGCUGCCACAUCAGAAAUAAAUACUUUUCUUUUUCUUUUUUUCUUCAUACAUGAGAAUAAUAUAUGGAUGUCAUCUAAGAGAGGGAGUUGGCUAAAGAAAAGGGGGGACAAAAUUCACUGGCAUGCAAUGGUGAUAUAUAAACAUGUGGGGAGUGAAAACAUUUCCAAUAUAUUUUUAAAUAUUUAUAUUUAACAUAUUAAAUAUUUUAAAUAAUGAUUUUGAAUUUAUUUUUAAAUACUUAUAUUUUCUCAGCCCACCUACCUGUCUGAGCUGCUUUACACCUACUUAUGAGCGGUCACAUGAAGGUCAACUUGAGAAAUUACCCCAGACUUUAUCAAUCAAUAGCUAAGAGUGUGUUUACAUGAAAGAGGCAGCGUUCCCAUGUUUAUAAUUCUGACCAAUCAGAAACAGACACAGGUCUAUUGUCAGCAGAGCCGCUGAUUUUCUGAAGAUGAUUAAACAUGUCAGAGGUUAGACACAGACUAAGCAGCAGCUAUAACAGAAGGGUACAUAUUACUAAUCUGUUUGUGUGUGUGUGUGUGUCUGUGUGUGUAGGUGUGUGUGUGUGUGUGUGUUUAGCUCACACAGAAAUCAAAGUGAAGCCUGGACAAGAGGCCACCUUUCACUGUGCGUGUCCCAGAGCUGCAGCCAUCACCCUGCUGGAGUGGAGCAGACACGGCCUCGAUUCUUUGUUCUAUCGUAACUCGUUUCAAAGAUAUCAGCCUCAGUCCUUUAAAGACCGAGUGGAGUUGAAGGAUGGAGACCUCACUUUGAUUCUGAAGAACGUCACCAUCAACGAUAACGGCACGUACAAGUGUCGGAUUGUGUUCAGGAACAAAAACAGCACAGAGAGACCGUUCAGUGGCAUUAAGUGCUUCAUCAACCUCACAGUGACGGCCUCGGACCACACAGAUGUCAAAGUGAGGUCUGGACAAGAUGUCACUCUUCAGUGUCGGGGACCCACAGAUGCAGAUAUCACAGCAUUAGAGUGGAGCAGACCCGAGCUCGUGUCAGAGGGUUAUGUGUUCUUCUUCCAAAACCAGCACUCAGAUGAGAACUAUCAGCACAAGUCCAUCAAAGGCCGAGUGGAGCUGAGAGACUCAUCCACGAAGGACGGAGACGUUUCCAUCAUUCUAAGGAACAUCAGCAUCAGCGAUACGGGAAUAUAUGAAUGUAAGAUUACAACCAAUCACACCAUCUAUGGUGAGAGAGUCAUCAAGGAGUUCAGACACUCCAUCAACCUCACAGUCACAGACUCAGGUUUCACAGAUGAAGACACAAAUAGUGGAGGAGACAAGGGUGGAGGAGAUUGGGAUUGGACUCUUUUAUUAAUAGUUUUUCUGUCAGUUUGGGCUGUGUUUGUUGUUCCUGCUGUUUCUGCUGUCAUCAUAAUUACCUACAAGGAACAAAAGCCGUUAUAGCAACAUCCUCCUGAAAACAAUGGCUGCCAUGCUUUUCCACAAGGACGAACGUCCAGAGGACUGGACCUUGGAUUUAGAGUCUGAGCGUACUCCUAUAACAUCAGGAGUUUAAAGCAUCAUUUGACUCUUCUUCACAAAAUGGGUCAAGCAUCUGCAAAAUCCAGAAAAUCUGCCAACACCAGAGGGAUUUUUGGAGGAUCGGGUGAUGAAGAUCUAUGAAGUGGGAGUGAGCGAUAAUGCUAUUUUAUUUUUAGCUUUAUUUUUUCAAGGAAACUAAAUGUAUGACAGUGCUAUAGCAAUAAUAUCACAAUUUGAUCAUUUUAUAUUAUGUAAAAAUUCUAUAGUGCAGUGUAUGAUAUGGCAAAGUCCUGCUACGAAGAUAAAAUAUGCAACAUGGUAAAUUGUAAAUAGUAGGGGUGCAAUAUCGAUACGAUAUCGAUAUUGCACCGUUCGAUACAGUGCUUUCGUUUCGGUACGCAUAUGUAUCGAACAAUACAAAAUUUUUAAUUUAUUUUAUCAACUUUUCCUCUGACGAUGCUGUCUGUGU